Messenger RNA from Polypterus senegalus (gray bichir), 2011 nucleotides. RefSeq lists its product as uncharacterized. The record is from RefSeq and is a predicted model, not a curated record. Lineage: Eukaryota; Metazoa; Chordata; Cladistia; Polypteriformes; Polypteridae. Bases 179 to 1132 code for a protein of 317 amino acids. The transcript has 7 exons.
GGCGCCCAGUAUGGAAAUGUGAUUAGUGCUUUGGCUUUGAACCACUGCAGUGAUUAUCAGGCUUAUCCAGGAACAUUUGGAAUCAAUAUACAAGAGGGGCGGGCGGUAUUUAAGAGUCAGGGGGGCCCUCAGCCGAAGGCCAUUCAGCACCUUCAGAGAAGCACGCAGGGUCUUUGCUAUGGACAUCUUCUCUUCUUGCCUUGUUUUGUUUUGCUGCCUCAGCCUCGCCUUUGCUGGCGUGCUUAACAGACAGUCACCCCGGAGGAACCUUUUCACAGAGCGCGGCUGUUGUAAACGCCAGAGCCAUUUCUUUUAUGUCGGCCAAGACAUCUCUGGCAGUCCAGUCAGUGUGGACGUGGGGAUCUGUAGGUCACAUUGUGGUGGGACACAGCGACCGGUGGCCCCCUAUGGAGCAGGAUUUCCAGGAUUUUCAAAGCACACUUCUAUGCUGGACUUCCUGAGAACUAAAAAGCUACGUGAGCGCCCUCCUCCAGAGCUCCCUGUAACUUCUGGCCUAGAGCCCUCCUGCUCAGCAGGGUCAUCCUGCGAGCCGACCGCUGUCCGAGUGGAGCGUGUCCUGCUGUUUGAGGGACCGAGGGAAGUCGAGAUCAUUGAUGAGUGCCACUGCGGGGCUGUCCCCACCGAGUGUGUCCGCAUGCCAGCUCUCAAGACCUUCUUUUUCGAGACGCCCUAUGAGACUGUCUUGGAUGUGGGCAAGUGUUCCAGUCCAGAAGUCAGCAAUGGCUUCUCCUGUGUCCCCACCAAGUUUGAGCCAGUACUGCUGGACAGCCCUAACAGUGUGGAGCUGGUCCAGGCUGUGGAGACAUGUGAACUCAAAGAGAGCUGCUACCGGACCUCCUACAUCGAGCAAUACUAUGAAGUUGUCUAUGGGGCCAAUGGCAUCAAAGAGGAGAGGUUGAAAGAAAUUGACGUGGGCAGAUGCUUGGGAGGCUGUUCCUCAGGAAAUCGCUGCCUGCUCAGGGAUUCCCGUCUCAAAGAAGAGUGCCUUGUUUGGGCCGAGGGCUCGUCGACUUCAUGUGUGCCCCAAGAAUACGACAGCCACACCUUCCGUAGCCGUAAUGGCCACAUCCGCACCGUGCUUGCAAUCAGCUCCUGCAAGUGCCAGUCCUGAAGUUGCAAAGGCCACAAUGGCCUGGGGACCCAAGGGUUAGGGUGUAAGGGAUUCAGAUGAACCAGCAGCCGUGAGUGACACACUGACAAAAAAAAAGAAAGUAAAUGUCAGGACAGCAUCCCGUUCAGGAUUUUCAGAAAACUGUCGGCUGGCUCCUGAUUUAAGGUGACUUUGCUUACAAUAAAGUGCAAGCAAGCAAUACGACCAGGACAUCAAACUGAAAUAACCUGAGAUGAACAUUUGUGAAGGAAUUGGGCUUCAUCUUCACGGCAACUGAGAGCACUAAGGAACUCCCAGACGAAUUCGCUGAAUUUGUGAGAAGGAGAAAUGUGCCAGACUUGUGGUUUCACAUUAGUGUGCAAUAGAAAAGGUUGAAGUGUUGUGUACCAGACGGACAAAAUACAAAGUGCAACAAAUACUGACGUGAUCACUGAAAAAAAAAUAAGAAAAAGAUGACAAUGGUCAGGCGACAAUCAAAUACGGCAAAGCAAACUGAAAGGGAUGCCUUUAGAACGUCAGAAGAAUAAGCCCAAUCAGCUACACCAUACCUGCAUCAAACACUCGGUUUGUGAAUUAUUUGUAAAUUACAAUCACAUAUUUGGUGGAUUUCUUAAUAUGGUGCAAUAAUUUUGCUUCUUCAAAGAAAAAAUCGAAUACAUUCCCUCAAUAAACCUAAUGGUGUUAUUCUACAGUUUGGCCACAAGAGGGAGUGCAUUUGCAGUGGUGAGUGUCGGUGGAUGAGCGGCAAGUGAGCACGAAGGAGACGUCACAGGACUGGUCAGAUGCUAUUGGUUGUCAAGGGUAACGGACCUCCACCGUUCUGAUUUCACUAUUGAUCUUAAACCUAAACACAUCAAACACCAAUACUCCUCUUCUUCU